Dacryopinax primogenitus is the source of this 1235-nucleotide messenger RNA. RefSeq lists its product as uncharacterized. Gene Ontology annotation, molecular function: DNA-binding transcription factor activity, RNA polymerase II-specific; RNA polymerase II cis-regulatory region sequence-specific DNA binding. Gene Ontology annotation, biological process: central nervous system development; regulation of transcription by RNA polymerase II. Lineage: Eukaryota; Fungi; Basidiomycota; Dacrymycetes; Dacrymycetales; Dacrymycetaceae. The coding region runs from base 8 to 688 and encodes 226 amino acids. Gene Ontology annotation, cellular component: nucleus. The record is from RefSeq and is a predicted model, not a curated record. The transcript is spliced from 4 exons.
CGACAUCAUGAGCUUUGUCGUCAACUCUCAGUAUGGGCGCGUCUCUCUGCUAGAUGGUCUAACUCCCGAUGAUCUCGGUCAGUCGGUGACCGGAUCAGCCCCUUGCAAUGAACGGGAAAUGACGUCAUGUACAUUAUCCUCUCCAUCUGCCAGAUACAAGUGCCUGGUGUGCUGCAAGAUCUUUUCAAGUGCUGGGCACUUAAAUCGACAUUCAACCAUGCAUACCGGUGUGAAGAGGUUCGAAUGCCCCUUCCCAGGAUGUGGCAAACAAUGCAGUAGAAGCGACAACCUCGUUCAGCACUUUCGGUUGCAUCUGUCAGAAAGCCUGCGGGCAGAAAUCAACUCUAUUGUCCGCGGCCUCAUGGAGGAUAUGCGGGCUAAAGAAACUCAGUCGCACAGCGCGAAACACGACGACGGCAGUUUGCGGCAACAGCAACCGAUGCUGACCUCGCAUUGCGAAUCCCCAGUCACUGUUCGUGGUCGAGCGAAACCAACGGCACUGCAGACCGGUCAUCGGUCUGCAAGCCUUAGCUCGACUAGUUCAUCAUCUCCCGGCCCCGCAUCACCACUACCCUUCCCUUGGGAACCGCCUGGCCGGAUGUCGGCAACACAAUCCCUGUCGUGGGACGAGCUGGGAAGCAACCGUUGGCCCUCGAAAAUCAAGAUAUCAUAUGCGCGGGCCGAGUGAUUGGAUACAAGCUCUUUCUUGCUUACCAAUCACAUAGACCCAUCGGUGGAUGUGCAACCCCACUCAUGAAAACGAUCGCUGCUCGCCCAUUCGUUACGGAAGCUCCCCGAUGUUUGAAAGAUCCGCAUCUACAGUGAUGGAGUCUUUUUUGUUUCUUCUUCAUGCAUGAUUACGCUCUGUAUCCAGUGUAGCUAAUUUGAACCGCAGCAGAUCCGCUCUCGCGCCCGCAUAUCAUCCCUUCCUUCGCGCUGACUGAUAUUCUGAGGACCGUUUAUCAUCCCUGUCGCCUUUGUUGGUCUAUCCCAAGACGCUGCGCGGUAGACAUUGCCUGUCGACGCCUUCGUUCUUCGUCGAGCGCGACGAUGUCGGGGGGUGCUUGAGCAGGGUGCGGAGCGGGGGGCGGGGCGGCCGGAGCGGGAGUGGAUGUAUGCUGUGCCGGGCCUGGAAGAUCCUGCACGUGGACUGCAAGGGAAAGUUGCUGCUUCUCCAACAACUCGGGACCCUGCAGUUUUGCAGCUUUGCGCUCGGCGAUGAGCUGCUGCAUGUC